AAUAAAACUCUAUUUCAUCGUAGAUUCUCUCAAUCUCUAAGCAGCCAACCCUAAUUCAAGCUUAACAUAUAUUACUUCCACUUUCCCAUACAAAUCCAAAUCAAGAAAAGGAAAAAGAAAAAACUAGACGUUAGAGAGAAACUUUAACCCACAUGGGACCCAAAUCUCCCCACCACAAAAACAAUUCGAGAAUUCAGAUCCCAUCAUUUCAAUCGAUUUCUCUUUGCAGAAAAACAAAAGAUUCAUUUCGCUUAUAAGAGAAAAAUCAGUGUCCAAGAGGAGUAUACAUUAGAAUUUGGAAAAUAAAUAAAUAAAAUAAAAAGACUUCUCUUUUUAGGGCAAACAAUACACCCACAUAUAAAAAUAUUGUUCCUUUUCUCUACAAAUCUUUGGUGGUCACUUCUUUAAACAGCCGUAAAACUCGGUUGGUUUCUCUGUUUUUCUUGCUUGGGCAUGUAACGAGUUGGACCUGUUUGAGCCUUGUUCAAAUUUUAAAGUGAAAGAGUGAGUGAGUGAUUGAGUGACAGCCAUUGAAUAGGAGUGAGUGAUUGAGUGACAGCCAUUGAAUAGGUUUUGUUACGUAUAUAGAAUUAGAAGCAUCAAAUUAAAGGGUUUAUACAGGAAGAAGAGAAGACAGAAGGGUUUUGCAAAGAGAAGAGUGAAAUGGGAGAACCAACUUGCCUUAUGAGAUCAUUUUCUCAUCCAUCUAAUGCUUCUCGUGAAGCCAAAGAAGGGCCAAACUGAGUGUGAAUCCGUUCUUGGAUGGAUGCUCAUUAACAUGAAUUCUUGAUUAUGCUUAAUGAUUUCAUAUCCAAGGUCAAAGAAGUUAAUUUAAAUGAGUUUCUUUUAUCUUCUUUCAAUGUUUUCCGAGAAACAGAACAGGGAGUUUCAAACGUUGUACAGGGUGACCCUCUUCGAGCACUAACAGAAUCAAUAUCCUUUGGGAGAUUUAUGUCAGAAUCUUUAGCCUGGGAAAAAUGGUCAACCUUCUCUCACAACAGAUACUUAGAAGAAGUUGAGCAGUUUUCCAAGCCAGGUUCUGUUGCUCAGAAGAAAGCUUAUUUUGAAGCUCAUUAUAAGAAGAGAGCUGCCAUGAAAGCAGCAGCCUCGCUUGAGCAAGCAAAUAAUGUAGUUAGUACUAUCCCAGAAGUAGAAACUGCAUCUAAUCUGGCGGAGGUAGAUGCUGCGGACAAAACUCAGAAUGAUUCACCUAUGGAUUCGAUAUCAGCCGAAGCAACAAAUACUGCUGCCCUUGAUAAGCAACAGGAGAAAGAUUCCCUGAAGCUACCUCAUUCUGCUGAUGCAAAUUCAUUUUAUACAGACGAUGGAAAGGAUAGUUCACAAAUUGCAAUUGUGGAAAGUGCUGAAGUGGCAAUACAAGAAACUGUUGAGCUGGAGAACCUUACUCAGGUGGAAAAUUCAAAGCAGCUUGAUAAUGCUAAUGACUUUGACAAGAUUGUGGCUUCAGCAGAAGAGAAAAUGUCUAAUAAGAAUGCUGCUGAACAGAAGAAUUCGGCACUACCAAGUAAUAAAAGACAAAUGAAUUUGUCAUCAAAAUUAUCAAAUCAGGGUAGAGCUUCCAAACUCCCAAAGUCUUCUACCAAGCAGCCCAGUUCCGCACAGCUGAAAGGUGCAACAAAUGUUCAUCCAAACAGUAAGAAGUCCUUAGGAGACAUGAUUGACAGAAAGAGAUUAGCUCCAAAAUCUGUUCAUAUGUCAAUCAAUUUGGCUCCUCGCUCUGGAGAAACCAGUAAAAGUUCUGCCAGAAUGUCGAAAGAGAGUUCAACAACACCAAAAAAUCCAAGGGCAUCUGUUUUUGGGAUAUCAAAGCUUCUUUCUUCAAUAAACCGGUCAUCAGAAGAGAAAAGAACCCGGUCAUUUCUCAAUAAGUCAGUUUCUGGCGGAACAAUAGCAGGCGGGAUAUUGCAGGCCCUCUCUGGGGACCGCACAAAGUCUUCAAGUUCAAAUGGAAGCAAAGAACGAUCGUCAAUUAUAUCCUCACCCUUUAGCUUUAGGAGUGAAGAAAGGGCCGCAAAACGUAAAGAGUUCUUUCAGAAGCUUGAAGAGAAGAACAGUGCAAAGGAGGUAGAAAAGACACGUGUGCAAGUUAAAUCUAAGGUUCCUUUGACACGACCUCGAUCACCAAAGCUGGGAAGAAAGCCUUCGUCCAAUGUGGUACAGGAAACAAGCUUUCCACUUCCUAGGCAGCCUUCAGCACAUGCUGCAAGCUCCAAGCGUAUUGUAUCCAAAGGUAAUCAAAGCAUAACUCGUUCAGUCACUUUGCUACCAAAGAAGAAAGCACAUGAGAAUGCUUCUCCAAAUAUCCAGCAUUGAGCUCCCAUAGAGAGGGCAUUUCAAGGAAGCAUCCAAUUGGAUAUUCUGUCGAAGUGAUUGACCCAGCUAGUGAUUGUGCAGAUAUUCUUUUGUAAUUACACACUACAGAGCAGAAAAUAAUCCUGUAAUGGCAGUGGGAUUCAGGUUAGAGGAAAAUUAGCUAAGAGUAAGUGUUUGUUGUUGAGAACUGCUUUCAGCAUCCAGCAAAAUGUCAUACUGGUCCUUUAUCUGUCAUAAUAUGGGUACCUAGGAAGGUAAGCAGUUUUGGAGAUAUAAUAGAAUGUAUUACUUUUGUAUUAAAGGUUGGUUACAUGGCUGCAUGUAAAAGGGGAUAUGCUGUUAUGCAAUUUUGAAUGAUUAUUGCUACAUAAUUUGACUA
This is a messenger RNA of Ricinus communis (castor bean), 2713 nucleotides long. RefSeq names its product protein WVD2-like 7. The coding region runs from base 793 to 2334 and encodes 513 amino acids. The record is from RefSeq and is a predicted model, not a curated record. Lineage: Eukaryota; Viridiplantae; Streptophyta; Magnoliopsida; Malpighiales; Euphorbiaceae. The transcript is spliced from 9 exons.